Molecule: messenger RNA, 4350 nt
Organism: Xiphias gladius (swordfish)
Lineage: Eukaryota; Metazoa; Chordata; Actinopteri; Istiophoriformes; Xiphiidae
Gene: ppfibp1a
Product: PPFIA binding protein 1a
Exons: 25
Coding region: 147-2804 (885 amino acids)
Biological process (GO): neuromuscular junction development
Cellular component (GO): presynaptic active zone
Molecular function (GO): protein binding
Source: RefSeq, a predicted model, not a curated record
UGCACAGAGAAAUUCAAUGGGAAGGUGAACGCUAACCAUGAAGCCCCGCUGAAAAGUGCUCAAGGUGUUUUGGAGUAAAACCCACUGGAGAUAGCAGGAUCCCUCCGGUAACGUUUCUGGGUCGAAAACUAUUCACGGAGCAGAAGAUGAUGUCUGACGCCAGCGAGAUGUUGGCAGCAGCGUUGGAGCAAAUGGAUGGGAUCAUAGCAGGCUCCAAGGCCAUGGACUACUCCAAUGGGCUUUUUGACUGCCAGUCGCCCACUUCACCUUUCCUGGGUGGCCUUCGGGUGCUGCAUCUCCUUGAGGACCUGCGGGCAGCACUGGAGCUUAUGGACAAUGAGGAGAAGGACAACCUGCGCUGUCAGAUCCCUGACUCCACUGCAGAGGGGGUGGCAGAGUGGCUGCAGGGACGAAUGACUAACGGGCAUGGCUCAGACGCAGUCUACCAAGAACGUCUGUCACGACUGGAGAGUGACAAAGAGUGUCUUGUUCUUCAGGUAAGUGUUCUGACAGACCAGGUGGAGGUGCAAGGUGAAAAGAUUCGGGACCUUGACACUUGCCUUGAGCAUCAUCGGGAGAAACUAAAUGCUACUGAGGAGCUGCUUCAACAGGAGCUGUUGAACCGGACAGCACUGGAGACCCAGAAGUUGGAGCUGAUGACUGAGGUGUCAAGUCUGAAGCUGAAGCUGACGGCUGUGGAGAGGGAUCACAGGGAAAAUGAGGGCUUGUACCAGGAAGUUACGGACCUGCGGUUCAGAGUGACUGACAUAGAGAAUGAAAGACUGCAGUGUGAGAAGAACCUCAAAGCUACCAAAGAGGAGCUGCAGCUCCUGCAGAGGCGGCUGGAGGAGCGGGAGUUGGAGCUGAGGAGGCUGAAGGAUGAGAGCAGCCUGAGGGUGGAGAGCCACAGCAGAGCUGAGGGAGGAGACAGAGAUACAGAAAUGCUGAAGAUGAAGAGGGUGCUGGAGACAGUGACGUCAGCCAACGAUGAAAAGGAGAGAAGGAUAAAAGAGCUGGAGGAGUCGCUUACAAAGUGCAAGAAAGUGCAGGAGCUGGUCAAAGAGAAACUAAAGGAAGAUGACUAUGAUGAUAUCCCAGAUGAUCCCUCGGUUCCCAUAGCCAUGGAGGUGGAUCAGGUCACCCUGGUGUUGGAGGGGGAGGCAGGAAGGAGCCUUGGCGAGUCUAUUCCAUGUAUAGCAGUGCUCUCUGAAAUGAAUGAACUGGACAGAGAACGACAGCUACAGGCAGCAGAAAGCUCGGCCAUAACCAGCGGCACUGACCAGGCCAAUAAUAAAGCGGGACCUCGUUCCUCCCCCCCUGCUAAAGCAAACACCACAAGUAAUGAGAGUUUCGGUAGCAAGAAGGCCCGCUCUUCUUUUGGCCGUGGAUUCUUCAAGCUGCGUGGAGGCAAGCAGGCAGCCAGCGCCCCCAACCUGGCUGAGACAGAACGUAGAGGCACAGAUCACCUGGACUUGGCCGGUGUUCCUCCACGGAAAUCCCACGAUGGAGCGCCUCUGCCGUCCUCGCCAGAGACCAAGAAGAAGUCCAAAGGCUUUAAGAGAUUCUUUGGCAGGCUUAAGAGGAGUCACUCUACCUCCUUCAACCUCGACGACGCAGCUGACAUGGAGUUCAGGAGGGGUGGAGUCAGAGCCACAGCUGGCCCUCGACUUGGGUGGUCACGUGAAUCCAAACAAAAUGCUGUCGAUGCUCCUUUCUCACGGUGGAGCAGAGAUGAAGUUUGUGCUUGGCUGCAUGAGCAAGGCCUCGGGUUAUACGCUGCCCAGGGCCAGAGCUGGAUCAAAUCAGGGCAAACACUACUGCAGGCAUCACAGCAUGAUCUGGAGAAGGAUUUGGGCAUGAGGCAGCCUCUCCACAGGAAGAAGCUGCAGCUGGCCUUGCAGGCUCUCGGGUCGGAGGAGGACGACCUGAAGGUCGAACUGGAUCACAACUGGGUGACCAGGUGGCUGGAUGACAUUGGCCUCCCGCAGUACAAAAGCCACUUUGACGAGGCUCGUGUUGAUGGACGCAUGCUGCACUACAUGACAGUGGAGGACCUGCUGUCUCUGAAGGUGGGCAGUGUUCUGCAUCACCUCAGCAUCAAGAGAGCCAUUCAGGUCCUCCGCCUCAAUUCCUACGACCCCAACUGUCUCAGGCGACGACCCUCUGACGAGAACAACAUCACACCAGCAGAGAUCUCCCAGUGGACCAACCACAGAGUGAUGGAGUGGCUCCGAUCCGUGGACUUGGCCGAGUACGCCCCAAACCUGAGAGGCAGCGGGGUUCACGGAGGACUGAUGGUGCUGGAGCCGCGCUUCAACGUGGAAGCGCUCGCCCUUCUGCUCAACAUUCCUCCCAACAAAACCCUGCUGAGGCGCCACCUGGCCACGCAUUUCCACCUCCUCAUCGGCUCGGAGGCGCAGCGGCUCAAGCAGGACUGUCUGGAAAACCCAGACUACUCCGUCCUCACCGCCACCGCCAAGGUCAAGCCUAGACGCCUGUCAUUUGGGGGAUUUGGCACGCUGAGAAAGAAGCGUCAGGAUGACGGGGACGAGUACGUCUGCCCCAUGAACGUGGAAAUGCCCAAAAGCAGCAGCUUCCAGAGGGGGGUCCAGAUCUACGAGAAUAACCUCGACCACCUGGAACAGAUGGAAGACUCGGAGGGGACCGUCCGACAGAUUGGAGCAUUUUCUGAGGGAAUCAACAACCUGACGAGCAUGCUGAAGGACGAUGAGUUUUUCCAGGAGAUCUCAGUCUGCCACCCGGAGGUCGACGCAGCAGAAACGCGCGACGAUUCCAACAUGUGAUCGAGAUGCCGAGCUAAGCUUUGUGAAGAAAGAACAAACUGUGCCAACAACCUCUAUAGUAGAACAUGUGAGACCUCUUUUUUACAGUAUUUUCAUCAUUCAAAAGUACAGCCAUAGCCUCCAUGACCGUAUAUAUUUAUUGAAGCUGUCAACUAUAAUGCAUGAACUGAAAGUGCAAGCUUUUAUUGCACUGAUGUGAUUCUUUCCCGCAUGUUUUUUAUUAAAGAAUGUGUUGUUUUCAGUAAUCAGUGAGGUAAGCAUACGUUAAGUGUUCAUUUCUCUCCCCUUAUUUUAAAGGACUCGUCCUCAGCUGUUAUUCCUCUUUUGAGUGUGGCACCUCAAGUUUACAUGUCCACAGUUUUAGUCAGAUUAAUUUUUAUUUGUGGUACGUAAAGUUGCUUUUAUGUCUUUUUUUUUUUUUAAAGAUACGUCAACCAUUGUCUCAUUUAAUGCUAGUGCUAUGCAGCUGCAAAGAUAGCUUUUGGUUUUAUUUGUUCAGGUGUCUGAGCCUUGUCCUCACUCCAAUAUUAGGGCUGAGAGCGGAAUUGUGUGUGUGGUGCUCACAGCUUUUAAGCUUGCAGCAGGGCAUCUUUCGAGAAAGCCUCCGGUUACACUCCAUACAGCUCGCAGGCGUCGCUGUGAACUGUUUUCAUUGGAACUACUUUUCCUGUCGGAGAAAUAGUCGUCCUUGUUACUGGACAGAUGUUGCUGUUUCAUUUCUUUUAAACUGUCUUUUUUUUUUCAACCAAGCACCACACACACGUGAUUCUAUUCACUUACAUCUCAGAAGCAGGAAGAUAUCUCAAAACCAAAACUGUUUGUAGCCAGAUACCUCUAAUAGAAAUGUUUUUUUGGGGGGGUUUGUUUGUUUUACAUUUUCAGAAAGGAUUAUUUGCUUUCUCGCAAGGAAUUGGGUCAAACCAAAACCACUCAUGUCUGUGCCUUUUUUUUUUUUUUAAGUAUGAACAGCCCGGAGGUGAUUUAGACUGGAAACAGGGGGACACAUCUGGCCCGGCUCUAUGCAAAAGUUCAAACGCACCUACCGGCACCUCUAAAGCUCACUAAUGUGGUAUUUUUCUUGUUUAAUCUGAACGCUGUUCACCACAAAAAUAGUUACAGCACGCAAAUACUCCUAAAACUCAUUUACGCUUUUGUUUUUGUACAGAUUGAACAAACUAGAUAAAAACAUGUUAGUGCUGGUAGCUGUAGUUUGAACUUUUGGACUGAACCAGGCCAGCUGUGCCCCCCCCCUUGUUCCAGUCUUUAAGCUAAACUGAGUUUACCAUCUCCUGUAGCUUCAUAUUUAAUGGACAAUCUUCUGAUCUGACUCUCAGCAAGAGAGCGACGAUGCACGUUUCCCAAAAUGUUGAACUGUAACUUUACUUUCAUUCAUGCUAUUUCUUAAAACACGGAAACCAAAGCGAUUGUGUCUGCAAGGAAUUAUCCACGUUUUCCAUUUUGUGGCACACCAAAUUCUGGUUUUAUUCUACACUGUUUUUAAAUUUUUGGUAAUAAAAAUGAGAAUGCAUUUUUCUUUGUCUUUACU